This is a messenger RNA of Hydractinia symbiolongicarpus, 1958 nucleotides long. RefSeq names its product innexin inx2-like. The record is from RefSeq and is a predicted model, not a curated record. Gene Ontology annotation, cellular component: gap junction; plasma membrane. Bases 101 to 1390 code for a protein of 429 amino acids. The transcript has 5 exons. Gene Ontology annotation, molecular function: gap junction channel activity. NCBI's taxonomy places the organism in Eukaryota, Metazoa, Cnidaria, Hydrozoa, Anthoathecata, Hydractiniidae.
AGAACAAGUAAAGUUUACAAGUUAUUGAGAAGAACGAAAAAACAAAAAAAAAAAUAAAAAAUAUACCUGCUUGUCGUGACGAAGAAAGAACUAAUUUAAGAUGGCUAUGGUAGCUACGGAUAUUAAGGGGAUGCUCUCCAUCUCCAUAAAGUCCAGACACGACAGUUAUACUGAUCAAUACAAUCGAAUGUUUAUGGUGAAAAUCUUGUUGGCAUGUUCCUUGGUCAUGGGUAUUAGUUGGUUCCAAGAUUCCAUCCACUGCAUUGUUCCCGAUUCCCAUAAAGUGAGUGGAGAUUUUAUAUCAUCGGCGUGCUGGAUACAAGGGGUGUACGUUUACAGAGAGUUGAUUAAUGAGAUGGGAAAAGUCGGAUACUUUGGUAUACCCAAGGAUAUAAAUAAUGAUGGAAUUUAUAUUGGUAGAGACGCUCACCCUGGGUUGCAUCUAUGCUCAACUAAAAAAGUAAUUGAUAAAAUCACUGUUGUUAACCCUUAUUGUAGACCAAUGACAAAGACUUUCUAUUUGCAGUACCAAUGGAUGCCGUUCUUUGUAGCCUCUUUGUCAAUCUUGUUUUACCUGCCCUACAUCGCAUUCAGAACGGCUAACAGCGAUCUAAUAAGUUUGAAAAACAACCUAAAAAGCGAGGAAAAAUCCGAAGCCGGCAAAAUAGCAAAGCAUUACUUCAAUCAUCGUACAAAUCCACCCCGCACAAUGAUUUUGCGAGUCAUCUUUAACAUUUUAAUCAAAAUUUUAUACUUGGUUGCCAACUUGGUUGCUUUGCUUGGUCUGGACAGCUUACUGAACGGACAGUAUGUCGGCUUUGGUAGCAAAUGGGUAGCGUGGAAUCGAUUAAAUAACACAAUGGCUUAUGAUUACAUGGGUAUGAGAGACCAUCCUAAACCAGGGAACUCUCUUCUACCGCCUUUUGGUUACUGCGAGGUACACGAAGUAGCAAAAGAGUUAGUGCAAUCCAAAGCAAAUUUACACAAAGUUAUCUGCGAGCUCUCACAGAAUAUUCUGUACCAAUACUGCUUGAUCGUGUUGUGGUUUGCUCUCAUUUUCGGAAUUGUCAUCUCUGUGAUCGGAAUCGUUCUUUUAAUUGUUCAUUAUGUAAUCGGAAUUUUUGGAAUAAGAAAGCGAGGUCAAACCGGCAAGAAAUUGUACAAAGCCUUAACAUUCCGUGAGCUGGAAUACCUGGAGUUCAUUCGCAAGAGAGAUGUGAUGUUGUACGGAGAAGUGAUGGAGAAACUAAGAGAAGACAUCCUGGGUCCAAAUGCACCACUUGACGACGAAUUCCCACCCCGCAACAGCGGUGGAGAAAGUGCACCGCUCUAUCCACAUUUGUCGGAAAAAGAUAAAUAUGACCAUAAAGGGCCUGGGUACAAUCUUUAAAAAAAGGUUCUACUGUGAUGGAUACCUGCUAACCUAAUUGGCUGGAUAAGCUUUUUGUAAUUAGUUUGUAGUCCCCAUUCCUCCCUUUCUUCAAAAAUUCACAGACCAAAAGCAUAGUGUUUUAUCAUUGGAUCUACCUAGUUCUGUAUUUUAUACCAAACAUUUGCUACAAUAUUUGUAAGAGCAGGUAUUUUUUGUAUAUAUGCAUUUGGGGUGUGUUUACACCGGAUCAAACUUUUAUGACAGUGAAAACACAACUUUAGGUCAAACUUUAUAUCGAGUUUAUAGUAUUCAUUUAAAAUAUAUUUUAUGUGACUUUCGAAAUUGCAGCUUGUGUCGUGUUUUUACAACUUUUUUUUAAUCAUAACAAUUUUUGUUUCUUUACUCUCCUACCUGGAGGCUUUAGAAGCGUUCCUAAGCUUGUGGCAAGCAAUUUUUAGUUUCAAUGAUUUUUAGGUAAAGAUUAUUUGUUUUAGAAGUUAUAUCAGGCUGCUUUAACUAUGUUCCAUUUUCUGUAAUUUUCUAUGUUAUAAAAAUAUUAUGUUUCAUAAACUGAUAGAGUCCUGUA